Molecule: messenger RNA, 975 nt
Organism: Penicillium longicatenatum
Lineage: Eukaryota; Fungi; Ascomycota; Eurotiomycetes; Eurotiales; Aspergillaceae
Exons: 2
Coding region: 1-975 (324 amino acids)
Source: RefSeq, a predicted model, not a curated record
AUGAAGCACCUUGGGCUUCAUCUGGUGCUUCUAUUUGGUGCCUUUCUAGGCCCAGUAGCUGCAUAUGGACCCCGCGCUGCCGCCGAACAAAUGUCUUACUGGUAUCUGUAUCUCCUGGAAGGCGAAUAUGGACGCAAAAGUGACACCCGAACCGUUGCGCCGUUAUGCGCCGAGACAAUGCUGGGAGCGGACGGCAAAGACAAGGCGUGCAAUCUCCAGCAGUUUUUGGAGUAUCUCUGGGCUCCAAGAAUGACAGAGGAGGAAGAAGAGGUCAAUGGUCAGACGGUCAAGAAAACAGUCUAUACGAAAGGCCCGAAGACAAAACUUUUAAACCAAGACGGCACGCCAAUGUCGCUCGAAGAAGCCAAAAAACAACGGCCGUAUCAAGCGAUGAAGGACGUCAGUAAGACUGCGUGGCAAUCAGCCCCGCUGGCAAAAUCCUACGACCUUAUUUUACAAAGUGUGUAUACCGACGGUACGGACGCAGAACGACUUGUUAAAGGUACCGGUGACGACUACUGGACCGCGCGCAGGGAAGUUACUCGGUGUCUCCCUGAAAUCGCUGCCCAUUACCCGGACAUUGAGAAUCCAGGUAAGCCCUACAUCAGGAUGCAGAAGUAUGUCGCACAAUGCAGGGCUGCUAUUCGGUCUGCUUUCCUGGUGCGCCUCGCAGAUUUUGAGUCAUAUCGCAUUGGAAACAAUCUCCUUCAGAAGAUGCUUCAGGAAAAGGUCGGGACAAAACCAAACAUGGUGACUAGAUCAGUCGACUCGGGAGUGGGAUUUUCAUUUCGAACCCUAGACUGUGAUGCAACUGUUUCUGCGAAUUCUGCUAUAUCUGGAUUUGCGGGUGAAUUGGAGGAAACAUGCGCCAAAUAUCGAACCGAGGAUGUGAACCACUGGACUGCUGUGCAGGCCGCUAUGGGUGCCAUUACAGAGGGCCAGUGUGAAGUUCCAACCGGCAUUAAACUCAAAUGA